Hipposideros armiger (great roundleaf bat) is the source of this 5254-nucleotide messenger RNA. It is a transcript of the gene EXOC3L4, whose product is annotated as exocyst complex component 3 like 4. Gene Ontology annotation, molecular function: SNARE binding. The record is from RefSeq and is a predicted model, not a curated record. Gene Ontology annotation, biological process: exocyst localization; exocytosis. Lineage: Eukaryota; Metazoa; Chordata; Mammalia; Chiroptera; Hipposideridae. The transcript is spliced from 13 exons. Gene Ontology annotation, cellular component: exocyst. Bases 328 to 2508 code for a protein of 726 amino acids.
CGGACCCAGCUGUUGGUUACUUGCUGUGGCUGCUCCAGAGGCCUCACUGGCUCUGAGGCCCUGCUGUUCGGCGGCCUCUCCUGACGGCCCUGUUCUGCCGGGGCCCAGUGGCCAUUACUUAGCAGGCAUGGGAGAAGGUAUGCCCAGCGCACAACCAGGCUCAGAGAAGGACGUGCUGACUGUCCUGGAACUCAGCUAGUCAGGGAAGGCUUCUUGGAGGAGGAGCCACUUGUGCUAAGCCUUGAAGGACUUGGCAGCUGGAAAAGGUGAGGGUGAAGACACUGCUGGCAGAGGGAAGAGCCUGUGCAAAGCUCUCCUGCUGCCAAGAUGCCAUCACCUCGGACAGUGGCCUCUGGGCCAGAGCUACACAGCCCCAAGGAGCCUGUAGAGCCACAGACCCCAGCGCGGGGAACUCGCCGGGCAAGCAGUGUGGAUGUGCCCAGCGCCCACCGUGAGGAUGCGUGGCUGGGCACCUUUCGGCGGGUCUUCUCCCGGACAAGCCAACGGGCCUCGGGCCGGGCCUCCGAGGAGGACCCGGGCCUGCUCUGGCGCAGCUCCCGCUUCCUGUUCCGGUCCUUACGGCGUGCUCUGGAUGACAGCCCAGCUGCUGACCCGUGCCAGGCCACUGCUGUGCCAGGGGCAGGUCACGGCCCAGAGGUGCCCUCCAGGGUCACGGAUGGCGUGGCCCAGCAGUUGUCCCCUGGGGUGGGGCCUGAGGAACUGGAACCUGAGGCAGGCAAGUCUGUGGCAGACCUCAUCACCGAGCGGCAACUGCUGGAGGCCUUCAAACAGCUGCAGCACCUGGAGACGCAGCUAGCGGCCGAGAAAGCUUCACAUACCUUCGAGCAGAACCCCACAGGCUUCGCUCGGCGCGCCAUGGACGUGUGCCUGCACUACGACGGGCUGGCCGCCGAGAUCGCUGCCAUUGUGCGCGAGACCCUGGGCCCGGACGGUGUGGACGCGGCCUCGCUAGCAGAGCUGGCCCACGUGGUGCGCGCCGAAGAGGAGGCCCACCCGACGUCCCCUGCAGACGGCGACUUCCUGCGCACGCCACGCCGCUGGCGCCAGCACUGGGAGGACGCGGUGCGGCGGAGUGCGCAGGAGCGCGUGCAGCAGGCAGGCGCCGGGAAGGCCCCGGGGGCAGCGGAGGAUGCAUCAGGCCUGGCUCGGCUUCUGGCCGAGCUUGGCGGCUUGAUUCGCAGCGACCUGCGGAAGGUGCAGCUGGAGGUGCAGCCCGCGUAUGCGGCCGCCGGCUUCCCAGCAUGGGAGGCCUACUUGCGCGCCUUCCACGGCGCGGUAGCCCAGCGCCUCCAGGAGCUGGCGCACGACGCCCGCGGCUGUGAGCAGCUCUACAUCCUGCUGGACUGGGCCGCCAAUGUCUAUGGCAGUCCUAAUUUCCUGGGCGCCCCGGACCUGACUCUGUCCACGGAGCCUCUGCCCCCGCUCCUGGCACCCGAAGUGUGGGCCCGACUGGAGAGCGACUACACCAGCUUCCUCGAGACCAAGAUCCUGAGCUGCUUCGAUGGCAUCCUGCAGCUAGAGCAGAACCGCUGGGCGGCCGCCAAGGCCCCCGACGUGCUGCAGGGCCGCUACUACACGCCGCUGUCCACCGACGUCCACAUGCUGGUGGCAGAGCACGUGAAGGCGGCUGGGGCCAUCUCCGCGGAGCUGGAGGCCACCACCUUGAGGAUCUGCGCGCGCGCGAUUGGCCUCUUUGUGCCCAGAUUUGAAAAGGCUUUUCUGGAGUCGGAGACGGUGAGCGAGCCGCACCUGGGAGCCAACAUCAACGCCUGUGAAGAGCUCAGGACCAGUCUUCUGGCCAAGUUCCCAGGAAACUUUGCAGAGCUGGAGAAGCCCCUGGUGGCUACCAUUUGCAUCUUCCAGAAGCAGCUGCUCCAGGGUUUGCAGCGUGAUGUGCAGCCACUCUUUAGGACCCUGUGCACCAAGGUCUGGCUGACACAGGACACGCUGCGACCCCUCAUGGACAAGGUGGUGGCCUUCGCCCGCCACCUGGAGCAUGUGGCCCCACCCCUCGGGCAGGAGACUCUGCAGGAGGUACACCGGUAUGUUGUCCGGGAGUAUCUGGCACAGGCGCUGAGGCCGCGUGAGCGGUUCCGGGGCGCCGAGCGCGCAGCUGGCUCCCAGAAGAUGGGCCUCGAUGCCCAGGCCAUCAGUGAUACCUUCCAGGGCUUGGGUUCUGAGGCCACGUGGCUGGGACAAGCGAUCCCUUGUGUGGCUGACAUACUGGGUGAGACUUACAAAGAUAUCAUCCAGCUGCACCUGGAGAGGCUCAUCAGCAGCUAUCCCGACAUCAGACGGGACCACGUGCUGGCCAUCCUGGCACUGCGCCGACUGGGCCGCCAUCGGAACCAGAGACUCCUGCAGCAUGCCCAGGACCUGCUGAAGGCUGCGGCCAAGACAGGGGGCUCGGGGACCUCUGCGGGCCGUGUGCUCUUUGAGGAGAUUGAGGUGUCCACGUCUGUGGAUGUGCUCAUCACCUGCAUCUAGUGCUCCUGGGCCUGGGUGGAGUGGGGGACACCUCAGGUGGGGGCUGCAGUAGGUGGAGGGUCAGGCACUGAACCCCAAGCUAGGAGUCCAGGGAGGCCCUCACAGCCCUAUCCCCAGCCUGAAGCACAAAGUCAUUGAAUUUUCAUCCCCAGCAAGCCUGGCUGCUGGGUCAAAAAGAACAGCAAUGGCAGAGGCAUUUCAGGUAUUUGUGGGGGAGGGCUUGGGGGGCAGAGGCUCCCUUCAGUACUGCCCACCAGGGAAGGCCUCCCUGCCUAACUGCCCCACACCACCCCCAGUCUGAAAGUGAAGAACAGAGUAUUUUUUAAAUAAACACGAAUUAAAAUGAUGCCCCCUAAGUAGGGGGCAGGGUCAAGUUGGCCCGGAGCAGGAGUGUCUGGGUCCCCGUGUACGAAGGGGCAGGGCUAGAAGGUUCUGUGGUGACUUCAUUUAGUGGACGGCCCUUUCCUGCCCAUUAUACCAAUGGGGAGACUGAGGCAGGUUCAGAGCUAAGGAGGCCCACACCUAUGGCUGCAGAGCAAAACAGGCUUUUGCUGUUUUGGGAACUUGGGUCUACUGCUCUCAUGUGCCAAGUGAGCCUAGCCCAGCAGGGGUGGGCACUGUUCUGUCCUGUUUUAAGCAGGCCUGGGUCCCUGGGGGACAAGAAGAGGCCAAGGUUUGUUCUGCAGCACGGGGCAUUUGGGGUAGAGGGACUUUACAGCUGUGAAGUCAUGGGCUGCUGGGUAAAUGUCACCCAUGGAGUGUGUGCAUGGGGCCUGACCCUGCAGGUCUCGGCUCCGGAGGGGCUGCAAGGAGAUCACUCCAGUGUGCACCUGCACCCCGCCCCACCCCAUCCUGUCUCAUGAAAAGCUGGUGCUGAAAUUUGGCUCCAGCCUGUGCGCAAGGCUGCCGGGGAACCCAUUUGUACUGGAAACUUUGGGCUUGCCAGGGAGGCUGAGCACUGAGGUAAGAGGAUUUGUAGGGAGACACUGCAACAGGCAACAAUAGGUCCCUUCCCCCGACACCCCUCCACAGAAGGCCCCCACUGGGCCUGAUCCUGACCGUGGCACGAGUGGGGAGUAGGUAACUGUAGGUUCAAAGAGCACAACAAAGUUGAGUCUUCCAAGGACAGGACACGUGUCCUGAAAGGCUGUAGGACGGAGCGGGUGGGGAACUCGUCUCUCUAGCUCCUCCUGGGCCCACCUCCCUACACUGUGGACAGCCAGUGGGCAGCGCCCAGGCAGGUCGGCCCUACUCCCUACACCAAGGCUGGAGUGCAGAGCCAGGCCUGGGUCCUGUUGGGGCCCCAGGGAGAGUGGGAGCAGGUGCCAAGGGCUGCCCGCUUCAUGGGUACAGGGGCUGGAAGCUGGUGGUGGGGGAAGCACGGGAGUGUCCGGACCAACCUAAGUGGGGAAUCCGGUGAGGUGGAUGUGGCUGGCGCAGGAAUGAGGAACAGCAGAGGUUGGGGUUCUCAGGCUCCAGGGCUGGGGGUGGGGCAAGGUGUGUGCGAGCGCUGCCACUGACACAAGCAGUCAGAAGGGAAACAGGCCAGCAGAGGGUGGCCUCAGCAUCACUGGCCUGGGGUCUUUUGUCAUGGGGAGGGGAGAUAUCAGAGAGGUACCUCUUUUACUAUGGAGGGGCAGGUGAUUGACAGGUCAGCCUGACCAUGCGUGUAAGCCCAGUGGCCAUCAGUGGCCUGGGCGAGUCUCAGGCUGGGUGGGGUGGGGUAUAGAAAGCCUUGAUCUGGUCUGGUGUGGUCUGGCCAGGUUCUCCUCAGGGAACCCCUGCCUCCCUUAUCCCAUGUUUGAGUCGUAGACCCCUUACAGAGGCCCCUGGUCCUGCCUGAGUCACUUGACUGCAAUCUGAGGGUCUCAGGGCUGGGUUUCCAAGCCAAGCUGCAGAGGUGAGAAAGGUUCAGUCCUAGCUCUGCCACUUUCCAGCUGUGAGACUGUAGGCAAGUUCCUUUACCUCUCUGUGCCUCAGUUUUUCUAGCUGUGAAAUGGGGGUACUGACUAUGACUCCCAGGCUGGGAGGGAUGAAGUAAGUGCCAGCCAUAAAGCCAGGCCCCUGUCCCCCUGUGACCCCAUGUUCCCAUGGGCCUGGCCAGCAGUGGUCUAUAAGAAAAAGCUGAGAAGAGCCUAGGUGCAGGUGUGCGGAAACAGUGGCAGGAGAGCCUGAGGUGGGUGGGGUCAGUGCAUGAGGGAGGUCCCCAGGAGGAGGCUGAGCAGCCUCCAAGUUGCAGUGGGAAGGAUUUGGGCUGAGACCCAGGGACAUCUUCCUGAGCAUUCCUAGGCCCGGAGAUAGGAAGUCAGGGUUUUCCUGGCAGGAACCGCUGUGUCCAGGCAGGUAUAUGUGCCCUGGUGUGUGUUCCUGUGAGCCCAGCAGUGUCUUGGGGCGGGGCUCAGCUUCCCAAGGCCAAGUUGUCAUGAGCAGGAGGCCAGACCGCAGGUCCUAACGGCGCAGUCCAGGAGGCUGGGGACCCUGGCAUGGUCCAGGCCCAGGGCUCUGGCCACUGGCCAUUCUGCCCCUAGAUGUGGGGCUGUGCCCAUGAUUCUCCCACCCUCUCUGCCCACCAGGUCUUUGGAGGCCUUGCAAAGAGCCCAGAGUAUUUCACCAUCCUGUUGUCCAGGCCAAGCGUGAGGGAGGGGUCUGGCUCUCAGAGCUGCUUCUGGACUUGUUGACCAGGUUGUCUGGCUGAUAAGGAAGCGAGAGAGAGAGAGAGAGAGAGAGAGAGAGAGAGAGAGAGAGA